UUGUGAGUUCCACGUUGGCCCCGGACGUGGCAUCAGGAAAGGACACGAACGGUGCUCGCCUUUUCCUCACUUCGAAAUCAUAAACUGAGCUAACCACACGUUUUGUAUUAUAUCAACAACAUAUAAGAAAGGUGCUCAAAUUUAUAUUGAAAAAAUGGGGCUUACCAUUUCGUCAAUCUUUUCUCGACUGUUCGGCAAGAAACAAAUGAGAAUUCUGAUGGUUGGAUUGGAUGCAGCAGGGAAAACGACGAUCUUGUACAAAUUAAAAUUGGGAGAAAUAGUGACCACUAUUCCAACUAUUGGUUUCAAUGUGGAGACAGUGGAGUACAAGAACAUCUGCUUCACUGUUUGGGAUGUGGGUGGCCAGGACAAAAUCAGACCCCUCUGGAGACACUAUUUUCAGAACACUCAGGGCCUUAUCUUUGUAGUGGAUAGUAAUGACCGAGAAAGAGUUGCAGAGUCUGCAGAGGAACUUUCUAAGAUGCUGCAAGAGGAUGAGCUGAGAGAGGCAGUGCUGCUGGUGUUUGCUAACAAGCAGGACCUUCCAAAUGCCAUGGCCGUCAGUGACCUCACAGACAAACUGGGCCUACAGAGCCUCCGCAGCAGAACUUGGCACGUGCAGGCAACCUGUGCCACCCAGGGAACAGGACUCUACGAAGGACUAGACUGGCUGUCCAACGAACUGUCCAAGCACUAAAGUGAAACGACAGGCCGACUGGAUAGAGGGAGAGAGAGAGAGAGAGAGGGAGAGAAAAGAACAGCAAAUGAAGGGGAAGGAAGAUCAAGACAUCCAAUCAAGAGAUAUUUGAUCUCCAAUUACCUGUUUGCACAGGAAGGACAUAACUGUCGGACAAUGCAAUCAAUACUUAUUGGAACAUCUUUUUUCCCCCUUUUACUUUAUAGUUAUCCCUACACAUCCCUUUAAUUUACUUCCUUAUCCCCAUUUCAUAUAGCAGCAGAUAAGUUAAGCUUUCAGUUGCAUGUUCUGCAAAUGGCAGCAGGAGACAUCACGUAAACAGCGGGGAGAAUCUUUGGGAGUUUUCUUUUCUUCUCACCCCUAUGCAGUGCACAGGUAGAGUAGGGAGAUGUUGUUCACGACAACAAAUGCAGGAGAGGAGUUACAAAGUUUGGUCCAUUUUUAUUUGUUUUCUCUCUUUUUGUUUUUGUGUAAAUAUAUAUUUUUAUGGGCAACUUGUACCCGUCUUCGUAGCUUCACUUGGCCUAAUGGACAUUGAGCCUACAAGCCCGGCUGGCCUUUCCCUCCUCACCUCUGUGUCUUCAGUCCCAUGCCAUCGCAUCUCACGAUAGGUCCGGAGCAACUAGAACAAGAUUAGAAUGGAUUUGGAAGUGAUAUAAACCUAAGGCUCUUGUAUGUUACUUCUUGGCCUUGAUCUAAUCCUUUCUUAUCUGGUUGUGUAGUUGCACUCUCCUCCCCAGAGACAGAUACUUUACCAGUGAUGUUUUUCUGUCCUGUUUCAACAGGACAACGUUAUGCAAUAAGUAAUUUCCUCAUGUGCUCUGACGAAAGUUAUGGGAAGUGGAAACCACAGGGUUUUGUGAGCACAGAUUGCUCGAAUGUGUGUGGGCACUCCCUCAACCAGGAUGUUUCUGUGUUUAGUUUUAAUACUGGAGACCCCCCCCCCCAUGCUGAGACAUUGUGCCUCAGGCAAGUGUUCAACAGAAGUGGAAACCCUGACCCUACCUGUCCAGCAUCCAGUCAAUAGGCCUCUAAAAGGGGUGAGGAAAGGUAGGCUGGAGUUCCUCAGUAUUGGUCCAUGGCCAAUGUACUUGUGGUACAAUUGAGUGGCAUUCUUUGACCCAGCAGUGUUUGCUAGUGGCUUCUGUUGGUAUUUUGACGGCUGAUAUGUGCUUAAUCUGACUCUGCUUUCCAACUCUCUCUAAUACACACACACACCUGCCCCGUAACUGCACUGGGCAAACAUUCCAACCAAUGCUUUGAUAAUUUGCAUGGAGCUGCCACUGUUAAAUUGUGCUAAUUGUUUUACAAAAAAUCUAAAUAAAGAAAAUGACUAUAUUAAAAAACAA
Molecule: messenger RNA, 2046 nt
Organism: Hypomesus transpacificus
Lineage: Eukaryota; Metazoa; Chordata; Actinopteri; Osmeriformes; Osmeridae
Product: ADP-ribosylation factor 4-like
Exons: 6
Coding region: 155-697 (180 amino acids)
Biological process (GO): vesicle-mediated transport; intracellular protein transport
Cellular component (GO): cytoplasm; plasma membrane
Molecular function (GO): GTPase activity; GTP binding
Source: RefSeq, a predicted model, not a curated record